AUGGCCACCACCUUCUCCUCCACCACCCUCCUCGCCCUCGCCCUCUUCACCCUCCUCACCUCCGCCGCUCACAGCACGCUAUCGCCCAGCUUCUACAACGCUUCUUGCCCGAAACUACAGACAGUCGUGCGCGCGGCGAUGGUCGAUGUCGUGCGAAAGGAGCCGAGAAUGGCCGCGUCCAUUCUCCGCCUCUUUUUCCACGAUUGCUUCCCCAACGGGUGCGAUGGCUCGAUCUUAUUGGAUGAGACACCAAAGUUCUUGAGCGAGAAGAACGCGGCCCCAAAUUUCAACUCGGUCCGUGGUUUUGAUGUAAUCGACGCCAUUAAAUCCAAGGUGGAGAAAGUUUGUAGGGCCACGGUGUCGUGCGCCGAUAUCGUCGCCCUCGCCACGCGCGACGGCGUCAACUUGCUCGGAGGACCCUCUUGGACAGUUGAACUCGGCCGCAGGGACUCACUCACGGCAAACAUGAAGGCCGCCAAUGAAUUCCUCCCCGGCCCGAGCUCCGACCUCGCCCAGCUCCUCAACACGUUCAACCGGAGGGGCUUCACGGCACGCGACGUGACCGCGCUCUCCGGCGCGCACACCAUCGGCCACGCGCACUGCGGCUUCUUCGCCGACCGCAUGAUGGGCGACACCAGCAUCGACAGCGCAUUCGCAUCCCUCCUGCAGCAAAAUUGCUCGCUGAGUGCCGGCGGCGGGGCCGCUGAGGCUUUGGCACCCCUCGACCGAACGCCGGAGCGGUUCGACAACGCGUACUACCGCGACCUGAUCGCGCACCGCGUCCUCUUCCACUCGGACCAGGAGCUGUUCAACAACGGGCCGCAAGAUUCGCUGGUCCGGCAGUAUAGUGCGGACGGCACGUUGUUCGCGGCCGACUUCGCUGCGGCGAUGGUCAAGAUGGGGAGGUUGAACCCGCUGACUGGGACCAGCGGCCAGAUUAGGUUGCAUUGCUCAAGAGUGAACUAA
Ananas comosus (pineapple) is the source of this 966-nucleotide messenger RNA. RefSeq names its product peroxidase P7-like. Bases 1 to 966 code for a protein of 321 amino acids. Gene Ontology annotation, biological process: response to oxidative stress; hydrogen peroxide catabolic process. The record is from RefSeq and is a predicted model, not a curated record. Lineage: Eukaryota; Viridiplantae; Streptophyta; Magnoliopsida; Poales; Bromeliaceae. The transcript has 3 exons. Gene Ontology annotation, molecular function: peroxidase activity; heme binding.